Molecule: messenger RNA, 2872 nt
Organism: Ostrinia nubilalis (European corn borer)
Lineage: Eukaryota; Metazoa; Arthropoda; Insecta; Lepidoptera; Crambidae
Product: synaptic vesicle glycoprotein 2C
Exons: 11
Coding region: 448-2124 (558 amino acids)
Biological process (GO): transmembrane transport
Cellular component (GO): membrane
Molecular function (GO): transmembrane transporter activity
Source: RefSeq, a predicted model, not a curated record
ACUUCACACCACCGCGGUACUUCCCGAAGCGCACACGCCUCCGCCACGAUCUCGAAUACCAUCUCGAUCGAAACUCGAUCGGAACGCGAACUCGAAACUAAACAAACGUGUGUAAUCAUUGAAAACCGUUCAACUUCAAACGCGCGUAACGUAGCCCUAUGCGGAAUUUAAGGACAGAUAGUGACGUGAUAUGGUUCCCGAAAGUGAUAUUUGACACCAGUUUAUACGAUUGUUUGUGACAAAACAUUAUCAAUUAGACAUUUCGAAAUAUCCGAAAUGCUUGGGACUUUGUGCUGAUAUUACCUACUUCGUUUUAGAUUUUAAAUAAUUUUCGAGCACACUUCGAUUUCGACGAGCCGAUCGCCGUUGGAAGCGAACACAGACCCAUUGAAUUCGAGCAGUUAGUCCGCGCCGCCGCAGACAUCCCCCGCAACCCGCCCGCAUAGGAUGGUAGAAACUGACCCCGGGCCCAAGAAACCUCACAAUUGUGAUGUAAAAAGGGACCACCAGCUAAACGGGCCAGGCUCCAAAAAUACUGACCUAGGUGUCAUUCCUUCGCUGAAGACACCAGUCAAGGCGGACCCGGAGAAAGGCAUCCCGGAAAAAGCUGAUUUCGAGAGGGCUAUAGAACUAACUGGAUAUGGACGGUUCCACUACCUGCUGCUGGCAGUAUGCGGCCUCGUCAGCACCUCCGAGGAGAUGGACGUCAUCUCUAUGUCGUUCAUCUUGCCCUCGGCACAGUGCGACUUAGACCUCACCACACAGACUAAAGGAUGGCUGAACAGCAUAAUCUUCAUCGGCAUGAUGGUGGGCGCUUACGCGUGGGGCUCCGUGGCCGACUCGCUGGGGCGCAAGCGCGUGCUCAUCGCCAUCUCGGUGGUCAACGCGCUCGCCAUCGUCGCCUCUUCCUUCAGCCAGAACUACGAGCUCUUCAUGCUGUUCCGCUUCAUGAAUGGUGCUGCGCUCGGUGGAUCAGGCCCGGUCAUCUGGUCAUACUUCGCCGAAUUCCAGCCCAAAAAGAAGCGAGGUGCCAUGUUGAGUUUUAUGGCUGCUUUCUGGACUCUGGGAAACCUGUUCGUCGCUGGUCUGGCUUGGGUCAUCAUUCCUAGUGAAAUCGGAGGAUCUACCGGCGGUUUCGUGUACAACUCAUGGCGUAUAUUCUUGCUCGUCAUGUCACUGCCGUCCUUCGUGGUUGCCGCUCUUCUUUUCUUGCUGCCGGAGUCGCCCAAGUUCUUGAUCUCCAACGGGCGCCACGACGAAGCCCUCGAGGUCUUCCGAAGCAUCUACCUCAUGAACACCGGCCGCAGCAAGGACGAGUACCCAGUAAAACAGAUCCUCAUCGACGAACCCAUGCACACCAAGCCGGAGAAGCAACAGCCCCUCGAACCGAAACCGCCCAAGUCCAAAAUGAGGAAAAUGUUCAGCGACAUCGUGGAGCACAGCAAACAGCUGUUUGUACCGCCUAUACUCAAGUUCACUAUGAUCUCUAUCACGAUCAACUUUACAUUCCAUAUCGGAUACUACGGCCUGAUGAUGUGGUUCCCCGAGAUGUUCAACCGCUUCGACGAGUGGUCCCGCACCCACGACAACGCGGAGGCCGACAUCUGCCAGGUCACGGCCUACGUCACGCAGCACGGCACCCACUCGGCCACGGCCACCUGUGACGCGCACAUACACUCCGACGUGUUCAUGGACUCGCUGAUCACGGUCGCUGCCGCUAUACCCUCGAAUAUCUUCGCUGUGCUCGGAAUGGACAGGCUUGGAAGGAAAUUCUUCUUGGUGUUCGCCACAUUCUCUGCGGGUCUGUGCUCGGCCGCCAUGUACUUCGUGUACAACAAGACCAACAACCUGAUCGUGAGCGCCAUCUUCAGCUCCGUGAUAUCCUGCGGUAACGCGUCUCUCGACUGCCUCAUCACAGAAGUCUUCCCUACCAACUUGAGAGCGACGGGUGUAGCCAUAUCCAUGGUGGCGGCCCGUCUCGGCGGCAUCAUCGGCAACGUGGUAAUAGCGGCGCUUCUGGACACGUACUGUCCCGCGCCCACCUUCAUCGUGGCCUUCCUACUGGCCAGCGGCGGUCUUAUGUGCCUCUUCCUGCCCAACACCACACGGACGGCCUUGCAGUAACGCGGCUACAACUCUAGAAGACCAACUACAAUUCUAGAAGAACCAACACCAACUCUAGAAGGACCAAAAAGACGCCUUUUAAAAGUAGACCUAUGCAAUCGACAGGAACGCUCCCACGCGUUCCAAUGUCGAGUAUGUUCCAAGUAUUUUUUACUCCGUGUUAAGACUGUAAUGAGCCGUUGUGAUUAUCAUCAUCGAACGAUUCACCGAUGUAACUAGUUAUUCACGUGUACAAUAUUGUAUUUACAAAAGAGUUAAUUUAUGGAAUGAACUUUCCUUUACCAUUGACUGUUGUAGGUUGUUAUAACUUAUUUUGUUAAUACAAACUACACUGAAACAAAGUUUCACACAUUUUAUUAGAAGUAUUAUAGAGUAAGCGUCAUUCAUUAUUUUGUUGUAUAUUGCAACUAUUUUCAUAUUACGAAUUUAUAAAUUAGAAAUUGUUACCGUAGUUUUAGUUUAGAACGUAGUGAGUAAAUAAAGUUUUGCGAGUUGUGAUAUGAAAAUAAAUCGCAUUUUAAAUGUACCUUUUUAUUGCCUCAUAAAUUAAAUGAAUACUGUCAACAAUAAUAAAUUUUUGGCCUAUGAAAAAAAAUUCUAACAUUCGUCACACAAAGAAAGUAAGGAAUCAAGAGUUUCUGCAUUGUAUAUAUUGCAUUUUACAAUUUAUAAUAGAUACAGAUUUUUAAUUUAUAAGAGAUAUUUUUAAACAAAAUGUUGCACAAAUAGUAAAUCAUAAAUAACUUGC